ACACACCAUCUCUCCAUCUCUGUCUGGUAAUAAUGGCUUCUAAUAAGGGCUUCAGCAGCCGCUCAGGGGGCUCAUACCCCCGUCUGGGUAACUCGUACUUCGCUUAUGGGAACGUGGUCCCCAUCCAGGCUGUGUCCGUUAACACGAGUCUCCUGACCCCCGUGGAUCUCCAGCUGGACCCCGACCUGCAGGCUGUGCGGACCCAGGAGAAAGAACAGAUCAAAAUCCUCAACAAUCGCUUUGCCUCCUUCAUCGACAAGGUUCGUAGGCUGGAGCAGGAGAACAAGGUUUUGGAGACUAAAUGGCAGCUGCUACAGAAAGAGUGUAACCCCGAGUCUAAACUGGAGCCCAUGCUGCAGUCUUACAUCAGAUCCCUGCAGGAACAGCUGGAGCGCGUGAAGAAAGACAAGGAACACCUGGAUGCCGAGCUCGGGAAUGCCCACGCACAGGUUGAGGAAUUAAAACACAGGUAUGAAGAUGAGAUUAAUAACAGAAACAAAGCUGAAAAUGAAUUUGUUCUUCUGAAGAAGGAUGUGGACGCAACGUACUUGUGUAAAAAUGCACUGGAAGAGAAAAUAUCAGGAAUCCUGUGUGACUUGAACUUUUUCAAGUGCUUCUAUGAACAGGAGCUGCAUGAGCUGCAGGCUGGAGGGAAGAGCAUGUCUGUUGUAGUGGAGAUGGACAACAGCCGGACGCUGAACAUGGAGAAGAUCAUCUCUGAUGUGAAGAGCCGGUAUGAGGAGAUCUCAGCAUGCAGCCGAAAGGAAGCGGAGGCCUGCUAUAAGAACAAGUUGCACAUGAUCUCAUCACAGGCUGACCAGUGCAGCACUGAGCUGAAACGCAGUACAGGUGCAAUAGCUGAUUUGAAAAGGCAGAUCAUGCGACUGCAGAAUGACAUAACCUCAGCUAAAUCCCAGUGUGAGAGUGUGGAGGAGCAGAUUGAAGAGGCGGAGCGUUGUGGUGAGGAUGCGGUGCAUGACGCCAAACAACAAAUCAGAUCACUGCAGGACGCACUGCAGAAAGCCAAACAGGACAUGACCAAACAUCUCCAUGACUACCAGGUGCUGAUGAAUCUCAAACUGGCUCUGGAUAUUGAGAUCGCCACCUACAAAAAACUACUGGAAGGAGAAGAGAACAGGUGAAAC
This is a messenger RNA of Rhinichthys klamathensis goyatoka, 1145 nucleotides long. Its product is annotated as keratin, type II cytoskeletal 8. Gene Ontology annotation, biological process: intermediate filament organization; keratinization. The record is from RefSeq and is a predicted model, not a curated record. The transcript is spliced from 7 exons. The coding region runs from base 33 to 1142 and encodes 369 amino acids. Gene Ontology annotation, cellular component: keratin filament. Gene Ontology annotation, molecular function: structural constituent of skin epidermis. NCBI's taxonomy places the organism in Eukaryota, Metazoa, Chordata, Actinopteri, Cypriniformes, Leuciscidae.